Molecule: messenger RNA, 462 nt
Organism: Homalodisca vitripennis (glassy-winged sharpshooter)
Lineage: Eukaryota; Metazoa; Arthropoda; Insecta; Hemiptera; Cicadellidae
Product: phosphoglycerate kinase-like
Exons: 1
Coding region: 1-462 (153 amino acids)
Biological process (GO): gluconeogenesis; glycolytic process
Cellular component (GO): cytosol
Molecular function (GO): phosphoglycerate kinase activity; ATP binding; ADP binding
Source: RefSeq, a predicted model, not a curated record
AUGAUUACGAAGAAAGCAAAACAAAACAGAGUCAAUAUCCACUUCCCAGUGGAUUUCAUGUCUUGCAGUAAGCUCGGGGCUAUACAGAUUGAGACUGUCCGGACAGGGAUCGAGGAGGGAUGGAUGGGUUUAGAUAUCGGACCAGAGACUUGCAGCAUAUUCCAGAGGAUAAUCAUGAGAGCCAAGACGAUUAUCUGGAACGGGCCUCCAGGAGCGUAUGAACUGGACAAUUUUAGGACUGGAACAGAGAGUGUAUUAUUUGACGUUGUUACAGCAACCUCUAGAGGAGCAACGUCUAUAGUACUGGGAGAUGAUACAGUGGCGUGUGCUACUCAAUGGCAUCAAACAGAUUUACUAAGUCAUGUCUCCACCGGAGGGGUGGCUGCUAAAGAUCUUCUGCAAGGAAAAGUUGUACCUGGAAUAGCAGCUCUUUCAAACAGUAACCAACAAGCUCUCCUCUGA